Medicago truncatula (barrel medic) is the source of this 1993-nucleotide messenger RNA. RefSeq names its product 1-deoxy-D-xylulose 5-phosphate reductoisomerase, chloroplastic. Gene Ontology annotation, biological process: isoprenoid biosynthetic process. Gene Ontology annotation, molecular function: 1-deoxy-D-xylulose-5-phosphate reductoisomerase activity; manganese ion binding; protein binding. Bases 268 to 1695 code for a protein of 475 amino acids. The transcript has 12 exons. Lineage: Eukaryota; Viridiplantae; Streptophyta; Magnoliopsida; Fabales; Fabaceae. The record is from RefSeq and is a predicted model, not a curated record.
UGGACCCUCGUCCAUACUCUCUAUUUCGUCCUCAUUCUAAUCUAUUUCUAUAUUACCCACUUUCCAUUUCCCUUACCUCUCUUUCAAAAAUAAUUAAUUAACAAUAAUACCCUGUUGUUGAUGCUGUCCGAAACCACAUCCAUUGUGGAUUCUUGUCUCGGCUACAAAUAUUAUUAUUAAAAACUCUAACCCACCACAUCUUGUUACAUAAGAACACUGCACUCUCUUUGGUUUUUUAUUGUUCAAGCUACAACAUCAACCUUUUUGAUGGCUCUGAAUUUGUAUUCUCCAGCUGAACUUAAGUCUGGUUUUUUCACUGACCCCCUCAAGUCUAACCGCUUCACUCCUAAAUUCCCAGGUGGUGUUGCUUUGAAAAGAAAAGAAAAUGGAACAGCAUCAGGAACAAGAGUUUACUGUUCAGUGCAGUCAACAUCAGGACCACCACCAGCAUGGCCAGGACGAGCAAUCCCAGAAUUAGGUAACAAGACUUGGGAAGGCCCUAAACCCAUUUCCAUUGUGGGGUGUACUGGUUCAAUUGGAACUCAGACACUAGAUAUUGUCGCUGAGAAUCCAGAUAAGUUUAGAGUUGUCGCACUUGCAGCUGGUUCAAACAUUACUCUUCUUGUAGAUCAGGUUAAAAGAUUUAAGCCACAACUCGUUGCUGUUAGAAACGAGUCUCUACUUGCUGAACUUCAAGAAGCGUUAAAAGAUGUUGAAGAAAAACCUGAGAUCAUCCCGGGAGAACAAGGCGUCAUUGAGGUUGCACGUCACCCGGAUGCAGUCACUGUUGUCACGGGAAUAGUAGGCUGUGCAGGACUAAAGCCAACAGUUGCGGCCAUAGAAGCUGGAAAAGACAUAGCUUUGGCCAAUAAAGAGACACUAAUUGCCGGAGGUCCUUUUGUCCUUCCUCUUGCCCGGAAGCAUAAUGUAAAAAUACUUCCUGCUGAUUCCGAACAUUCUGCUAUUUUUCAGUGUAUCCAGGGGUUAACAGAGGGUGCACUUAGGCGAGUCAUUCUAACUGCAUCCGGAGGUGCUUUUAGGGAUUGGCCUGUUGAGAAACUGAAAGAUGUUAAAGUUGCCGAUGCAUUAAAACAUCCCAACUGGAGUAUGGGGAAAAAGAUAACCGUGGACUCUGCUACACUUUUUAACAAGGGUCUAGAAGUGAUUGAAGCACAUUACUUAUUUGGAGCUGAUUAUGAUGAUAUUGACAUUGUCAUUCAUCCACAAUCAAUCAUACAUUCAAUGAUUGAAACACAGGAUUCAUCUGUUCUUGCACAAUUGGGGUGGCCUGAUAUGCGUUUGCCAAUCCUUUAUACAUUAUCAUGGCCUGACAGAGUUUAUUGUUCUGAAGUCACUUGGCCUCGGCUUGAUCUUUGCAAGCUUGGUUCCCUUACUUUUAAAGCUCCUGACAACAUUAAGUAUCCAUCCAUGAAUCUUGCCUAUGCUGCUGGCCGCGCUGGAGGCACCAUGACAGGUGUUCUUAGUGCAGCAAAUGAGAAAGCUGUAGAGAUGUUUAUUGAUGAAAAGAUUAGCUAUUUGGAUAUUUUCAAGGUUGUGGAGCUAACAUGUCAGAAGCAUCAAGAUGAAUUGUUGACCUCACCUUCCCUUGAGGAAAUUAUUCACUAUGACUUGUGGGCACGAGAAUAUGCUGCUAGUUUGCAAAGCUCUUCAAGCUUCACUCCUGUUCUAGCAUGAGACUGAUCACUGAUUUAAGAAGAAUUAGUGGUUGUGGUGUGGCCCGAUUCCUACCAGCUGCUAGUGUUAGCAUUUUUCUCCUUAAUUUCUUUGGCCAUUGAACAAUUGUAUACAAUUUAGCAUGGUGUAUUCCCCAGAUUUUGAAAGAUAAGGGUUUUAUUAAUGGAAUAUUUAUCUUACACCACAAUUUCGUUGAUCUUAUAGUUUUGUCAUAACUUCAAUGAAUAAUAAUUCGUCUGUCUUUUAACCGACAAUAUGAGCCUAGGCAUAGCAGAUUUGGCCAUUGAUGCUCAAGGCC